AUGUCGCUGUUUCGUGGAGGCCGGCAGAUAGUGACCACUUUGUUGGUCAACAACUCGAUUAAACGGACUUUGGCCACAAGUGCUAAGAAAGAUGCCAAAGUAUGUGUUCUUGGAGCAGCUGGUGGGAUUGGUCAGCCACUGUCCUUGCUUUUGAAAAACACCCCCUUAGUGAGUCACUUGGCACUGUAUGAUAUUGCCCACACACCGGGUGUGGCUGCAGAUCUUAGCCAUAUUGAAACCAAAGCCAAAGUAACGGGUCAUAUGGGACCGAGUGAACUUGAAGCCGCUGUUACAGGUGCAGAUAUUGUCCUUAUUCCUGCUGGUGUUCCCAGGAAACCAGGUAUGACAAGAGACGAUUUAUUCAACACAAACGCAUCCAUUGUUGCCAACCUUGCUGAUGCUUGCGCCCAGUUCUGCCCUAAAACCAUGCUUGGAAUUAUCACCAACCCUGUUAACUCUACAGUACCCAUUGCUUCAGAAGUCUUCAAGAAUAGAGGCGUCUAUGACCCAAAGAGGAUAUUUGGUAUCACUACUUUAGACAUCGUACGAGCCAAUACAUUUAUUGCAGAAGCCAGGGGCCUGGAUGUAUCAAAAGUGAGUGUCCCAGUAAUUGGUGGACAUUCUGGUGUGACUAUUAUCCCACUGAUUUCACAGACCACCCCACCUCUGUCUUUCCCACAGGAGGAACGUGAGCGUCUAUCUCGGCGUAUCCAGAAUGCUGGCACAGAAGUUGUGGAAGCCAAAGCUGGAGCAGGUUCCGCCACAUUGUCUAUGGCCUAUGCAGGAGCUCGUUUUACCUUCUCCAUGUUAGAAGCUCUGUCUGGAAUGGAAGGCAAAGUUGAAUGUGCCUUUGUUCGAUCUGAUGAAACUGAGGUCAAAUAUUUCUCUACACCUCUUCUACUGGGGCCGAAUGGUGUUGAGAAGAAUCUUGGAAUUGGAAAACUCAUUGAAUAUGAAGUUGAACUGAUAAAAGAGGCCCUUCCGGAAUUGGAGGCGAAUAUCAAGAAAGGAGAGGAUUUUGUGAAAAAUAUGAAAUAA
Molecule: messenger RNA, 1038 nt
Organism: Acanthosepion pharaonis
Lineage: Eukaryota; Metazoa; Mollusca; Cephalopoda; Sepiida; Sepiidae
Source: the annotation of a GenBank genome assembly